ACAAUGAGCUCAACACAGAAGGACCAACAUGGAGCGAGAAGUCAGCGGUCUCAGGAGGCCGACAAACCUCACAGAAGAAAGAGAGAGAAAAAACACACCUGUGAUGAGUGUGGGAAGGAUUUUACUGUGAAGACUUCACUAAAAGAGCAUCAGGUCAUCCACACUGGAGAGAGACCGUUCAGCUGUGACUUGUGUGGAAAGACUUUUUCCUGGAAGGAUUCCCUAAAAAAACACCAACUCAUCCACAGUGGAGUUAAAGCGUACAGCUGUGAUCAGUGUGGCAGAGCUUUUACUCACAGUAGCAGCUUACAGAGUCAUCUAGUUACCCACUCUGGAAUUAAGGCAUACAGCUGUGACAUCUGUGGAAAAACUUUCAGCCGGAGAGGGGACCGAAAUACACACCUACGCAUUCACACCAGACAUGAUGUGUACUGCUGUGAACAGUGUGGCAAAUACUUUGCUACAGACAAACAAUUAAAACAACACAUGUUUACCCACACUGAGGGACGACCUUAUAAAUGUGACCUGUGUGAGAAGACCUUUAAAGCUCCACAUUACCUGAGACAACACCAACAGAUCCACACCAGAAAGAGACUCUACAAGUGCAGUUACUGUGAGAAGCAGAGCGACACAGAUGGAUCCUGUUCUCAACCCUGUCAUCACCAUGGUGGUGGGAAAGACUUUCGUUGUGACCUCUGUGGAAAAACUUUCAGUCGGCAAGACACCCUAAAAAUACAUCAACAUAGACACACUGGAGGCAAACUGAAAUACUGCAAAGAAUGUGGGAGAAGCUUCACCACAUCACGUGGCUUAAAACGCCAUGAACUGAUUCACAGUGGGGUUAAAAAGCACCUCUGUGAUCAGUGUGGGUCAUCCUUCACCACUGCAGUCAUCGCCAACAUGGCGAAGAUGUGAAGCUGCCUUUCUGCUACAGUAUCUCCUUACAUACAUUUGCUCAUAUCGUGGGACUUCUUAUAGAGUGUCUUUCUUUGACCAUGUCUCACUGUGUUUUAUUCUUGAUGUUGGAUUUAACUCUUGCAUGACUUAAUUUUAAUAAUGUUAAAAUGGAUGGAUGGCUAGACGGACCCCCUGAAUUAAUCAUCUGAAAUCUUUUUAUUCCUUUAUUCCACUGCUUUCAGGCAUUUCUGUGCAUCCAAAUUUAUAUAUAGAUAUCGAAACACUCAUAUCUGUACAAUUUGUUAAUAUCUUCAUAAUCUCCAAUAAUGUUACACCCCAGUGCUUUCAUUUGAACCCCAAGUGUCAUUGUCUUUGAAAAAGCACAGAGUAUAAUGCAUCUAUUUUGCAAAAAUAAAUAAUACAAUAAAUGUUUAAAGACUUUCAAAAGGUACCCUGUUUUUCCCUUCGUCGUAUCGUACAAAUAGAGAUAAUAUAAUUAUCUGAGGAACAAUUGUCAAUAAGCAGAGAAGUUAUUAAAAUAUUACUGCAAGACAUGGAAGCAGCUGGUGUUGUUCCCAAAUUAGGAAGAAUAUUUUAAAAUUACUUCACAAUUCUUCUUGCACUUCAGAUUGUUACAAACUAUCAGAAUAUAAAGAAAGUCAGAAAAUGGAAAACCUCAGCUUAUAAAACUGCUAUUUUUUUUAACCACAAUCCACUGGAUCAAUUUCAAGGGUUUUGCACUUGAUUUUUAUUUAAUCAUAAAACACUGCAGAGAUGCAAAGAAGUAAUCAUUAUAACAGUGUGCAAAUACUAUGUGUCCAAGCUAUAGACGUCUCUGAAGCGACACUUUAAGAAACUCCUGCAUAGCUGCGGGGUGCACAGUCCACAUUUCACAGUGACAGCACAAAGACCCACACAGCUGGAUUUGGAUAUUUAACAUUCUUUCAGUAAAAAUUAAACCCUGCAUGAGUCCAUGAAUAUCUGCCAUUAAUCAGAUGAAAGCCUCUGCUGUAGCACCCUGUCAUCCAUUCAUCCAAGAGAUGUAACCAAGAUACUGCCUCUAUUAGAUAAUUAUUAGAUAAUCAUUGUUGAAAAAUAAUCUUUAACAUCUGAUUAAUUUCAGAUUUUUAAUGUCAGAUUUUACACGGUGAGGUGUAGCAGAGUUUAACUCAGAAAAUUAAACUUUAACUCAAAACGUAGCAAGAAGAAUUUGUUCUUUCAGCUCUAAUCUGUGAAAAAAAGACAAAAAAAAAAACUUGGUUGUUCUGUUCAUUGUCACCGCUCUGAUGUCAGGUGUACAUGAUUGGAGGAUUUGGGGUUGGGUUCUCUGCUCAUUCAUCAUUGCAGAUUUUAGUUAGAUUUGUUUGUCCGUGGGAACUGUGGGAACCUUAAAUUACAUUUUGGAUGUAAACAUAAAGAAGAGCGUGAAGGGGUGUGAAGAAAAACAGAUUUUAAACUUUGUUUUUUUUUACCUGGACUCUGUGGCUGCUAUGAAACAAAAGUGAAGUAAUGAAAAUAAAAAAUGUUCUCAGUUUUCCUUGUUUGCCAAACUUCUCUCUAAAAACCAACUCUGGUCCCUGUGUUUUUAUUACAGUCUCUACAGUGUGAGAUAAUAAAAGGAGGAUGUUGAAGGCAGCACUGCUCCACCUGCACUAUACACACUAUACAAUUUUUCAUAACAGAUGAGUUUUGUGUUUGUUG
This is a messenger RNA of Oreochromis aureus, 2598 nucleotides long. Its product is annotated as gastrula zinc finger protein XlCGF7.1-like. The coding region runs from base 4 to 915 and encodes 303 amino acids. The transcript is spliced from 4 exons. Gene Ontology annotation, biological process: regulation of transcription by RNA polymerase II. Gene Ontology annotation, cellular component: nucleus. The record is from RefSeq and is a predicted model, not a curated record. Lineage: Eukaryota; Metazoa; Chordata; Actinopteri; Cichliformes; Cichlidae. Gene Ontology annotation, molecular function: DNA-binding transcription activator activity, RNA polymerase II-specific; RNA polymerase II cis-regulatory region sequence-specific DNA binding.